Messenger RNA from Drosophila subobscura, 924 nucleotides. RefSeq names its product transcription factor btd. Lineage: Eukaryota; Metazoa; Arthropoda; Insecta; Diptera; Drosophilidae. The coding region runs from base 136 to 792 and encodes 218 amino acids. The transcript has a single exon. The record is from RefSeq and is a predicted model, not a curated record.
UUCGCAGGGGAACAUCAUUUAGGAAUUAAGCAGUGGAUCGAUCAAAUCUUAUAUCGAGUAAAGAAACGAACUGAGAACUGAGCAUCGGGAAUAAGAACAAACGAAAAGUUCCAUAACAAAGUGAAGCCAGUGAAAAUGAGUCCCAAAGUGAGUGAAAGAAAGUCUUGGAAAGUGAAGAAAGUAAACUUCCCCCAUGAAAAGAGGAUUAAUCCGCAAUCGAAACACUUUCAGGUAUCCUUUCUGUGUAUCCUCCUGCUGCAGCUGCUGAGUGCUGCCUUCGGAGACGUAUCCCAUCUAGAGUACUCCAUCACACCCAGCUCCCAGGUGGCGUAUUAUCACUAUCCAGCACCGCGACAGUCAGUGCAGCAGCCACAGCGAGUGCCACAACAGCAGCAACAGCAGCAGAGAUAUCAGCAGCAGCCGCAACAGUACCAACAAGUGGCCCGACAAUUUGUUGCACCCCACCUGGAGCACGCUGCCUUCACACAGGCCCUCACCAGUCAGGGAUAUGUCUUCGGAGCACCCUCUGCGCCACAGGCAGCGGUCCAGGCUGCACCACAGCCCCACCAACAGCCAAAGCCUGCUCCACUGGCAGCUGCCACAGGCCGCUCCAUUGGCGGGGGAGUCGCCUCCGUGGAUGCCAACUCGCUGAACCUCAAGCUGCCGGUGCCCUUCGGCCUGGCACCCCUGAAUGUGGCACAGCUGCCCCUCCAGGCGGGUGCACCCUACGCCAGCGUGCCGCACACCACGGGCCUCACCUCCUACGGAACGCCGCAGAUCCAAAGGCGCUAGCACUCGGCCCACCCAUCACUAGUAGAAUAAAUUACAAAUAUAAUAAUGAAGAUAAAGAUAAAGUUAAAGGACAGUGUGUCAUCCCGACUGAACUGCAAACUGCGAUGACAACUGACUCCCUCAUAGCCUGAA